CUAUCCCUCCUGUAGCGGUGCCAAAGCUCCCGGUUUGGCAGCUGAUAUGCAUUUUAAAAACGAUGUGAUUGCUUUUAUCGGUCCUGCCUGUGCCUUUGCCCUGGAGCCGGUGGCACGUUUGGCUGCCUAUUGGAAUUCACCCAUCAUCACCGGUAUGGGUGAUCAGCCUCCAUCCGAAGGUGAAUUAACGGUGACAUCCGGUAUAUUGGGUCGUAUCCACAAAUGGAAAAAUGAAAGUACGGGCAUGUUUAAGGAUAAAACCAAAUAUCCCACAUUGACACGCAUGUCGUAUUGCCAGUGCCGUUUGAAAUUAGUUUUCGCCAGUGUCUUUCGUCAAUUUAAUUGGAAACAUGUUGCCCUGCUGGUGGAUCGUUCCGAUUUGUUUUCGCUGACGGUGGGUAAAAAUCUGGAAUACGGUCUGCGGCAGGAGGGCCUCCUGAGUUUUGUACGUGAAUUGAAUGGCAAUGAACAGGAACCAUAUGAGCUGUAUUUAAAGGAUGCCAGCAUGUAUGCCAGAGUGGUAAUAUUAUCUGUUCGUGGCACAUUGGUAAGAAAAUUUAUGCUGGCUGCCUAUUCCUUGGGUAUGACAAACGGUGAUUGGGUCUUCUUAGACGUGGAGAUUUUUCAGAGUUCCUAUUGGGGUGAUCACGACUGGGAAAUGGGCGAUGCUGACGAUGGUCGAGCGCGCAAGGCCUACGAGGCCUUAUUAAGGGUAUCUUUGCUGCAACCCUCGAGUCCAAAAUAUCAAGGAUUUGCUGAUAAUGUCAAAGAAAUGGCAUUGAAAAAUUACAAUUACACCUUUGGAGAGGGAGAGGAGGUCAACUUUUUUAUUGGCGCAUUUUACGAUGGAGUCUAUUUGCUGGGCAUGGCCCUGAAUGAAACCUUAAGCGAGGGAGAGGAUAUUCGUGAUGGCAUGGCAAUUACACGUCGUAUGUGGAAUCGUAAUUUCCAUGGUAUUACGGGUCAUGUCCGAAUCGAUGAUAAUGGUGAUCGAGAUGCCGAUUAUUCAAUAUUGGAUUUGGAUCCGAUUAAUGGAAAAUUUGCCGUUGUGGCACAUUAUUAUGGUUUGCAUAGAAAUUAUUCCGGAGUACAUGGUAAGAAAAUUCACUGGCCUGGUGGUAAGGAGGGUCCUCCACCAGAUAUACCAAAAUGUGGAUUCUUGGGUAACUCACCAAAAUGUCAUGGUAAUGAACUUAUUAUUGUCUACGCCAUGUUCGCUUUGAUAAUUUUUUUGGGGUUUACAUUCUUGGUCGUAUAUCUUAUGUGCAAGCAAAUGAAAUUGAAUAAUGAAUUGAAUAACAUGUCGUGGAGGGUGCGACCUGAUGAUGUUCUUCUAGAAGUGGGACGUUUGUAUGGCAGUAAGGUGGGCCUGCAGAAAUUGAAUGCAGAGAAUUUCUCCCUGCAACAAUAUGGUAUACAUUCGGGUCGAGCCUCCAUUGCCAGCUGUACAUCGCUGCCCUUAACCCAGGUCUUUACCACCAUUGGCAUCUUUAAAGGUGAACGUGUCGCUAUUAAGAAAAUCCACAAAAAGAAAGUGGACAUAACCUCCACCCUAUUGUGGGAAAUAAAACAGGCUCGUGAUGUUAGCCAUGAGAAUACAGUACGCUUCGUGGGUGCCUGCAUAGAUUUACCCAGACCAACUGUGUUGAUUUUAACCGAAUAUUGUCCCAAGGGAAGCCUCAAAGAUGUACUCGAAAAUGAAGCCAUACAAUUGGAUUGGAAUUUCCGAAUGUCUUUGAUCCACGAUAUUGUCAAGGGUAUGGCGUAUUUGCAUAACAGUGAUGUUCAGGUCCAUGGUAAAUUGCGUUCCUGUAAUUGUCUUAUUGAUGGUCGAUUUGUAUUGAAAAUUUCGGAUUUUGGUUUAAGGACAUUGACCACGCCUUCGGAAUUUGUUAAGGAUCAAAAUUAUUUUAAUAAAUUCAUGUGGAUUGCCCCUGAGUUACUGCCGUUAACCGUGUUUCCUGGUAAUCCCGCCACCCAAAAGGGUGAUGUCUAUUCGUUUGCCAUUAUUUUGGAGGAAAUCGUGGUACGAGGUGGUCCCUAUGAAACGGCAAGACAAUUUAUGGAUAUCCAAACUAUAUUGAAUCGUGUAGAGUCACAUGAAAGUCCACCGUUUCGUCCAUUUGUCGGUCAGCGUGAUUGUCCCCCCGAUGUGUUGGAUUUAAUGGAAAAAUGUUGGGCUGACCAUCCGGAUGAUAGGCCAGCAUUUGGUGCGAUUCGUUCCACAGUGCGACUGAUUAUGAAAGGCUUCUGUGAAAAUCUCAUGGACGACCUACUGCGGCGCAUGGAACAAUAUGCCAACAAUUUGGAAAGUUUGGUUGAAGAGAAAACCGAACAGCUGAGCAUUGAAAAGAAACGUACUGAAGAGUUACUGUAUCAGGUUCUGCCACGGCCUGUGGCUACCCAAUUGCUGGCCGGUGAAAUGGUACAACCCGAACAAUUCGAAUGUGUAACCAUUUAUUUUAGUGAUAUUGUUGGCUUUACCGCCCUCUGCGCUCAAAGUGGACCCAUGGAAGUGGUCGAUUUUCUCAACGAUUUGUACAGUACUUUUGAUCGUAUCAUUGGAUUCUAUGAUGUCUAUAAGGUGGAAACCAUAGGCGAUGCUUAUAUGGUGGUAUCGGGCCUACCCGAGCGUAACGGGGACAAUCAUGCCCGAGAAAUUGGCCUAAUGGCUUUGGCCAUUUUGGAUGCGGUGAAAAGUUUUAGCAUAAAACACAAGCCAGAAUAUCAAUUGAAAAUCCGAAUUGGUAUACAUUCAGGUCCUGUGUGUGCCGGGGUGGUGGGUCAAAAAAUGCCACACUAUUGUCUGUUUGGAGAUACGGUUAAUACGGCAUCGCGUAUGGAGUCGACUGGAAUGCCUUUGCGCAUUCAUGUCUCUUCGGCGGCAAAGGUGAUUUUCGAUAAAUUCGGUACCUUCGAAAUGGAGCUACGUGGUGAAGUUGAAGUUAAGGGUAAGGGUACCGUGACGACAUAUUGGCUUGUUGGCUGCUCUGAACCAGAUCCGCGACCACCAACACCACACAAAAAUAAUAAUGAUGAUGUCCCCUUUCCUAUUCUAUUUCCGGCUAUUGGAAAAUAA
Musca vetustissima is the source of this 3079-nucleotide messenger RNA. RefSeq names its product atrial natriuretic peptide receptor 1-like. The transcript has 14 exons. The annotation marks the transcript as partial. Gene Ontology annotation, molecular function: peptide receptor activity; protein kinase activity; ATP binding. NCBI's taxonomy places the organism in Eukaryota, Metazoa, Arthropoda, Insecta, Diptera, Muscidae. The record is from RefSeq and is a predicted model, not a curated record. Gene Ontology annotation, cellular component: membrane. Gene Ontology annotation, biological process: cGMP biosynthetic process; protein phosphorylation; receptor guanylyl cyclase signaling pathway.